GAGGCCAGGGCCGGUAGGCAGGGCGACAGAGCAUAAAUGGCGGGGCGAGGCAGAGCUGUGGUGGGGCGCCGGCCAUCGGUUCGCGGAGUCGAUACUACGCUCGGGUCUCGGCUCCUCAUCCUCUGGCCGGUGUCUCCCGCGUCUGACCGCGCUCCGAGGCCGCCAUCCGCCGGUGUCCGCCACCUCUUGCUGGAGCCGAGCUGACGACUAGGUGACGCUCUGCCGGCUGUGUCUUAGACUUUGUCACCAUGGAGUUCCCAGAUCUGGGGAAGCACUGCUCAGAAAAAACAUGCAAACAGCUGGAUUUCCUUCCGUUCCAGUGUGAUGCAUGUGGAGAGGACUUCUGUAAAGACCACUUCUCAUAUGCUUCCCACCAGUGUCCACUUGCCAUCCAGAAGGAUGUGCGGGUCCCUGUGUGCCCGCUUUGCAGCCAGCCGGUCCUGGUGAGGAAAGGGGUGCUGGUGGAUGUGGCUGUUGGGGAGCACAUAGACCAAGACUGCAGAGCCUGGCCCGGGAAGAGAGAGAAGAUCUUCACGUACCGGUGCUCCAAGGAGGGCUGUAGGAAGAAGGAGAUGCUGCCAGUGGCCUGUGGCCAGUGCCGGGCCAACUUCUGCCUCCUGCACAGACACCCCCUGGACCACAGCUGCCGGCUCACACGCCGCCCCCCCAGCGCGGCCAGGUGCUCGGCUGCCGGGGCCUCUGAGCCCCAGCCCGUGGGAGUUGUCCGCUUACGGCCUGGCACCUGGCUCGCUCGGUGGCUGAGGAGGUGGAAAGUAAAGAGGUGACAGGCUCUGCCUCCAGGCAUAGUUGCUCAGUCUCCUUCUUUUUGCUUUCUCUCUGGGCACGUGCUCUGCGAGGUCUGCUUCGCCCAGAUGCACAUCUGAGACUGUCAGCGCCGUCCCAGUCAUCUGCACACAUGGGCUGGGCGAAGCCAUUGCUACUUAGAUGACCCCCACCACCACCACCACCUCAGAUAAACCAGGUGCCUCACAGAUCUGAGUGCCUGUCUGUCCUGUGCCAGCUGACCGUGGCUGGUAGUUUUCAUCACGUUGCUCCCCUGAUGACUGGCUGGCUGGGCCCAGGAAGGGACUGGGUCUCUGCCUGGCUAGGGAGCCCUGUUCCCGACCUGGAGAGGGCCUGACAUUUGGGUGCUGCUGGGCUCUGAAGCUCUCUCGUCCAGCCGUGUAUCCUACCCUCAACUGAGACCAGAUGGCUACGUUUCACCUCUGUGGCCUUGAGCAGGCAGCGGAGACAUUCUGCUCCAUCUUAUUAGGGUUCCCUCUGCAGUGUGGUUUCCCCAAAGGGCUUGUGCACAGCAUGGGAGCACCCCCAGGUCCUCAUCUGUGGGCUCAGCCUGUACCCAGAGACUCUGUCCCCAGCACGCUCCACACCUGCAUGACUCUGCCCAGGCCUAUGUUACCAGCAGUGCGGCUGCCGAGCCAACUUCUGCUGCUCAUCAGAGCUGAAAGCCACUAGCUUGACCCAGGACUCGGCAGGCUUGGAUGUUAGGGACGUGUUCAGGUUUGAUUUGCUUCCACUUAACUGUUAUGGACACAGGUCAGGUCCUGCUCAUGAGAAGUUAGUCUGCACGUUGAGACACGUCCAAGACAAGGAUCUGAGACACUGCUCUGAAUAUGAAACCAAAUAAACAGCUGGGAACAUC
Erinaceus europaeus (western European hedgehog) is the source of this 1663-nucleotide messenger RNA. It is a transcript of the gene ZFAND2A, whose product is annotated as zinc finger AN1-type containing 2A. NCBI's taxonomy places the organism in Eukaryota, Metazoa, Chordata, Mammalia, Eulipotyphla, Erinaceidae. Gene Ontology annotation, molecular function: zinc ion binding. The transcript has 7 exons. Bases 249 to 785 code for a protein of 178 amino acids. Gene Ontology annotation, cellular component: cytoplasm; endoplasmic reticulum. Gene Ontology annotation, biological process: proteasome-mediated ubiquitin-dependent protein catabolic process; protein targeting to ER. The record is from RefSeq and is a predicted model, not a curated record.